Mesocricetus auratus (golden hamster) is the source of this 1260-nucleotide messenger RNA. RefSeq names its product chromosome unknown C12orf43 homolog (gene CUNH12orf43). Gene Ontology annotation, biological process: Spemann organizer formation; Wnt signaling pathway; negative regulation of Wnt signaling pathway. The coding region runs from base 62 to 820 and encodes 252 amino acids. Lineage: Eukaryota; Metazoa; Chordata; Mammalia; Rodentia; Cricetidae. The transcript is spliced from 6 exons. The record is from RefSeq and is a predicted model, not a curated record.
AAAUGGAGACGUCGAAUCAAAAAAUGGGCGCUUUCCCCACAAUCCUUUGCGGCACCUCAAGAUGGUGGCGCCCAGUGGUACCAUGAGCGAUUCCGAGAGCAGCAGCAGUAGUAACAGCGAUGCCGAGGAGCUGGCGCGGUGCCGGGAGGCGGCGAUGCCCGCCUGGGGGCUGGAGCAGCGCCCGCAGGGAGCAGAGAAGCCCAGAUCCGAUGCUGCAGGUAAACAAGCUCCCGCGCCAUCCCAGCGAAGCCUCAGGCGUGAGGUGAACCAGCACGAUGAAGAUGGCAAUGAGCUUCAGACCACUCCUGAGUUCCGAGCCCAUGUGGCCAAAAAGCUGGGGGCCAUGCUGGACAGCUCCAUCGCCAUCUCAGAAGUGUGGAAGAAGCCACGCAAGGCGGAGGUGCGGCAGGUAGCAGAGGAGGACGAUGGCUUCCGCCUUUUCUUCACAUCUAUCCCUGGAGGCCACGAGAAGGAAGCUUCUCCGAAACCCUGCCAAAAGCGACAGCCUCCCAGCUCCAGCGAAGACAGUGACGAGGAGUGGCAGCGGUGCCGAGAGGCAGCUGUGUCCGCUUCGGAUGUUCUCCAGGAGUCAGCCAUACACCAUCCUGCCGAGGUGCAGAAGGAGGCAGAGAAGAAGUUGAAAAAGAAAGCCAAGAAGGAGGCGGGCAUUGACUUGGCUGGAGCCACAGGCCUGAAACAGGUCAAGGAGGCAGGCAGCGUCAAUGGGGACCCAGCAUCGCUUGGGAUCAAAAAGAAGAAAAGGAGGAAAAAGGCCAAGAAAGCCAGGGAGACUUCUCUGUGCCCAGCCGCUGACGCCUGAAAACUGACUCCAGGCUGUAGGCGCCACGGCCACUGGCUCUUGAGAAUGAGGCACCCGUGGGGUCAAAGACAAGGCCAAGCCAUACUUCCUCCAGGUUCCAGCACUGCUUCUGCUCACUGGUGACCUGGUAACUUCAGUGUGUGGAGAAGCCUGAGCAGGGCUGGAUGGAAAGGCGCAGAGCUGUGUGUGUGUGUGUGUGUGUGUGUGUGUGUGUGUGUGUGUGUGUGUGUGUGUGUCUCACACCUGCCCAGCCUGGUGUGACAAGUGAUCUUUAAGGAUGAGGGGGAGGGCUCUCUAAGCUACUGAGGCCCAGAAAAACUUCUGUACCUCUCCCCCAGCCCACACAGACUUAACGUUGUCUAGAAAAGAAAGGUAUUCUCUCCCUUCUUUUCCCCCCAGAAUUUUCUUACUCCAAAUUGUUAAUAUACUAUCCAUAAUAA